Molecule: messenger RNA, 732 nt
Organism: Emiliania huxleyi CCMP1516
Lineage: Eukaryota; Haptophyta; Isochrysidales; Noelaerhabdaceae
Exons: 1
Coding region: 1-732 (243 amino acids)
Molecular function (GO): protein-lysine N-methyltransferase activity
Source: RefSeq, a predicted model, not a curated record
AUGAUCCCACUCUUCGCGGCCGUCGCCGCCCUCGCGCUACUGCCUGCGCACCCCACUCCGGGCCAGCGCGGUGCGCCGCUGCACAUAGGCCGCGCCGUCUCUCCGCUCGCGGCGCUCAACCGGAAGCAGCGGAGGCAUCACCUGCAGCCUUCCGGCACGCCGUACCCGACCGCGCACCCAGCCACCAACCUGGAGCCGACGGAGUGCGCCGGCGUCACGGAGGAGCACGCCUUCGAGCAGUACUUCUUCGACGAGGCGACGCGAGCGGCGCUGCUCGACCUCCUCCUCGCGCGCCACUCCCGCCCGCUGCUGCUGUGCGCGCCUUCGCUCGCCGUGGAGGCGGAGGCGCGCGGCGCGCCGUACCUGCUGCUGGACCGGGACGAGCGCUUCGGCUUCCUACGCGGCUUCCGGCCGUUCGACCUCGAGCGGCCAGAGCCGGAGACCGCGGCCGACUUCGCCUUCGACUGCGUGCUGUGCGACCCGCCGUUCAGCAACUUCGAGCUCGCGCGGCUGCGGGAGGUGCUCAAUACGCUCGGCGCGGCCGCGGCGCCACUGUACCUGUGCUACAACGCGCGGCGCGAGGGCGCGCUCGUGGACGCGUUCGCCGGCUCGGGGCGCGAGCUUGUGCGCAUGGCGGGCGGGCCGCUGGGCUACACGUCGGUCAAGGCGAGCACGCAGCAGCACAUCUUCCUCUACGGGCCGCCGUGGCCGAGCGUGGGCGUGCCUUCGUGA